AUGACCACCUGGCUAACAAGGCAAGAAAAAACUGCGUGGUUUGAAUGCUAUCAAUUGUCUUUACAAAAUAGACCAGUUCUACGUCAGCAAGAUAUUCUCCAGAAUCCAUCUGGCUUAGGUAUUAACAUAGCUAAAGUAUCUCCUCUUCCACAACAACCCCUUCAAUCAAUUCAACAAAACCACCAAUAUCAUGGCUUCAUAUGUGAUAUCAAGGAGUUUCUGAAUCGCCUAAUGCACGGUCAGCCAGGUUUUAUGUCCAGAAAUCAAGUCAAUAUUGCAAAUCUCCCAUUUGAUUCACUUGACGUAUUCACUAGUUUCAAACUCACUCCAAUUCACCUUGGAGAUGAUGCUAGUGCAAGUGUAAAGUACGAAGUCAUCAAAGCAAGACCUAGGUCCAAAGAAAUUGCUCCACAGUUUGAUAAUGUUGUCAUAUUAGACUCAUUAGAAGCAGAGUCAACAGGUGUUGCUGGUAAUAUUUUCCUCUAA
Messenger RNA from Serpula lacrymans var. lacrymans S7.9, 486 nucleotides. RefSeq lists its product as uncharacterized. NCBI's taxonomy places the organism in Eukaryota, Fungi, Basidiomycota, Agaricomycetes, Boletales, Serpulaceae. The coding region runs from base 1 to 486 and encodes 161 amino acids. The record is from RefSeq and is a predicted model, not a curated record. The transcript has a single exon.